AACGGUAGGCAAGAUGAUUUAUAAACAAAAAAAGAGCUUACAAAAUGUUAAUAAUUGUAUCGAAUUUUGAAAUGAAAGUAUUAUUGUGACUGUAACAUAUUAUACAUCUCCGUAUUAACGAAAUUGUAUAAAAUAAAUUGGAUUAAUAAUACAGUAUGGCUUCGAUAAAUGUCCGGGAUCAAAAAAUCGAACAGCAACGACAAUUCAUGGAACAGAAAAUGAAACAAAAGAGGCAGAAUUCUGGUAUGGUUCAAGCGAAUGAUCUUAGGGUAGGUUCUGCUAAGCGACCAAUUUCUGGAAGCAGAACACGGGAACUGCAUGGCUAUGAUGGUCCAAUGCAAUUUCUAAUGUCGCCAGUGAAUCCAGAUCAAGUUAUACCCCUCCAGACUAAUAGAAUGUCUACUUAUGAUGAAUUAGGUAAUCAGAUUGAAGUUCUAACAGUGGGUGAUGAUAUUGGGGAAGGUAGCGGAGAGGAAGAGGGUGAGAGUGUUCCGGUUUGUAGCAUGGGACGGGAUGUUAGUACAGAUGAUGUCUGUGCUGAUGCCGCAGUGGCUCCCCUUCAAGGUCGGCCAAAACGGGAUACAUCUCCCAGUCAGACGGCUGAGAUCGAGGGAUCAGUUGAAGGUUCCGUGGAGACGUUUGUCAUAACUCCAGCGAAACAUGGCACGCUAUACAAAUGUAGGAUAGCGAGGGACAGGAAGGGAAUGGAUAGAGGCUUGUAUCCGACGUACUUCCUACACCUAGAGAAGGAUUACGGGAAGAAAGUUUUUCUUUUAGCUGGUCGAAAGCGGAAGAAGUCGGCUACAUCGAACUACCUCAUAUCAACCGAUCCCACAGAAUUAACGCGUCAAGCUGAUAGCUUCGCGGGGAAAUUGCGUUCCAAUUUACUUGGUACGGCUUUCACUGUCUACGAUAAUGGGAAAGCAUGGAGGAAAAACCAUAGGGACCCACCGCGACAUGAACUAGCAGCUGUCAUUUAUGAUACGAACGUGUUGGGUUUCAAAGGACCUCGCAAAAUGACAGUCAUCCUUCCUGGAAUGACUCAAGAUCGUCAAAGAGUUACAAUAGCACCGCAGGACGAUAGCGAGACGCUGUUAGAAAGAUGGAAAAGUCAAAAUUUCGAUGACAUCGUGGUCCUUCAUAACAAAACGCCCGUUUGGAACGACGAAACACAAUCGUACGUACUAAAUUUCCACGGCAGGGUCACACAGGCGAGUGUUAAAAACUUUCAGAUAGUACACGACUCGGAACCAGACUAUGUUGUGAUGCAAUUCGGUAGGAUAUCUGAGGAUGUCUUCACUAUGGACUUCAGAUAUCCCCUCUGUGCAUUACAAGCCUUCGGUAUAGCGCUCAGUUCGUUCGAUAGCAAAUUGGCUUGCGAGUAAGUUUUAAUUUGCUAUCUUAAUAUCGACACUCACAAAGACAUUUUUAAUGAAUGCACUUCUCAGUAAAAUAUAACGAAGGAUUUGAUUUCUAUGAUUAACGAAUUUUAGGUAAUUAUUUCUAUGCAUAUAUACAAUCAUGUCUACAUUUCAUUGUUUGUCUAUUGUGUCACGUAUUGAUGACGUCACAUAUGCCCAACUUAACAUUUUUAACUAGACUAGUGACUAGAGUAUGCAUUGUGAUUAUUUUCUUGUGUCGUGUGCCUAGUACAAGUUAACAUAGUAACUACAUACUAAGCGUUUUUAGUUUCUCAUUCAAUAACCUUAUAAAUACUAUGUAUAGAUGGUCUAAACUAAAAUGACGCGCCCCACUACUUUUAUUUGAUUUAGAUGUGCGAGUGCAAAAAUUUAUGGUGAACGAUUGUAUGUGUGGGAAAGUCGACUGUUUCGUAAACUGUGACUUGUAUGCAAACAUGUCGGUGGACUAGUCGCGCGAUAAAUCCGAUAAUGUUAAAUGUAUGGAGCAACGCCAGCGCAUUGUAUGAAACAGACGUCCGCUUUCUAGCAUGGUAGACAAUUACAUCUAGUUGGAAAACUAAUUGCAAAACACUUUAGCAACUACGGUCUACAAAGAAAUGUAAUUGAAAGAUUUAAUUACUAUAAUAUUAAUUAAUGAGCAGUUUCAUCCGCGUUAAAAAUAUUUUCUGGUUCAUACCCUUCUUAAAUAUUUGGGAGAUCUUCAGUCCAGUCCAGACACACCUUGGUCCACAGAUUUAAUUUCGCCAGCUGUUUUUUUUUUUUGAAAGCUAUAUCAUAACGCUUUUUAAAACAAUCUUUCCAGCCGUUGCUAGCAAAGUUCUGGAUUCCCAGUUUUGUAGCAAACUCUUUUGAUUUUUCUUUCAACAAAGUUUCAUCUAAAGGGAAUACUCUUGUCACGAGUUUGUUUUAUCCAUUCCAAAAGGCUCUUUUUGUAUUUUGAAAUUCAGAAACUAGUCCUCUUAAUAUUUUUUAUGUCUAUCAGAGCACUCAGACUUUAUAGAGUCUUUUGAUUUCAUAAUAGGUAGAUUCUGACACUAAUUUUACUAGCCAUGUCAUUCUUUACUGAUGAUAUUACUAGCCACGUCAUUCUUUAAUUUUCCCAUAUGUUUUCAAUAGGAUUUAGUUCAGUAUGGAAGGGUAGUUGUAAAAAAUCAAAUCCUUUUGAUUGAAGAAGUUCGUCGAUAAGAACCCUUUUAUCUAUAUCUUUCAUGUCAUGAUAAUCUCCACUUGUUGAGUAUGCCUUGUACACUAAAUUAGCACUUGGAACAAAUCCUAUACAUCAACCGGCAUAAACUAUGACCAACAUAUCCUCAGAUAGCCUUUUUGUAAGGGCGAUAUUCCUUUCAGUUGUUUCCAGCGCAUGUUUUAAACAUGUGUUGUAUUACGUAAGUUUAAUCUGUGAAGACACUAUACCGACCCUCGUCACGAUAUUUUUUAAAUGCUUUAAACAUUGCAACAUUAAGCGCAACAUUUACAUAUCGUGUUUCUCAAUUAAAGCUUUACGAUGGUCAUCUAUUUUCGACCAGUAAUAUCAGGAUUCCUUCAAAAUGGACCGCAAACUUUCUGUGCAACCAUUAAAGCAAUUUUUUUUGUUGAAUAUGUGCUUUAGUUUACUUAGUGUUGGUAAUUCUUGAAAUUCUACAUGAAAUGUCGCUAUCGUUCUUCGGAGUUUACCCCCUAUCAAAAUAGUCCAGGUGAGACUUAGAACGAACCCUUUACCGUUUAGAGGACGAUUUAACAAAUUUCUGCGACGUAUCCCUUGAUGCGCUAGGUUGAUUUUCUUCUUGCAAAAUUCGAGUAACCCUAGAUUCACUGACACCAACGGCUUGGGCAGUUCCUCAUCUAGCAUAAGUUAAAUUUUCUCCUUCAUUCGGUGGUGAACUUUUGCAAUAAUUGAUUUUUCCUAUUAAAUAAAGUUACGUAAAUUAAACAGCCAGAAAUAACAACCAACAUAAAUAUGGCUUUUUAAAUAAUAUUAAUUGAUAUUUUAUUUACCGGAUUCCGAAGAUGCUUUUUAGUUGCAGCAUGUCAACUGACGAUACUUUUAUGAUUUAACGAUGCGUGCUCCUACGUUUGUGGUUAACCAACGACUGAAUGCAGAAUGACCAAUCACAGUUGCAUUUUGCGUGUGUGUGAGUUUCAAAGCAGUAGUGGGGAGCAUCAUUUUAGUUUAUACAAUCAUUACGAAGCGUUAUGAAUGAAAAACUGUUAUGCUCUGUAUGUAGCGUGACUACGCCUACUGAGUACUUUGCACACUUUUGUACGCUUAUUACAAGUUUCUAUCGUCACUUUUUACUGGAGUUUACGAGUUUUUCAUUCUUUUAUCCCAGCACCUGAUAGUUUAUAACAGUUUUAUUAAUGAAAAACUCAACCUUACCACCUAUAUACCGAUAUAGUUUGAUAAUGCAAGCGGCGAGCUUGUAGCGAGGGGUUUGUAACUUGGAACUAAACGCACAUAAUUCAGUUUUUGGUGCUUGUCUUGACUUGGUUGUGUUCUUGUAGUCACGUGUACCAUUAACGAAAUAUUGUUAGUGUAUAUGCUAGAUGUGUAUGGUCCAACAAUUAGAUUUUAACUUACAAUAAGAUAUGCCAUACGUUUCUAGUUUAAUACUGAAACCGACGGUUAAUUCGUGUAUGAUAUCACUAAACAAUUGUCAUUUUAAGCCCAUUGUGCAAACUUUAAAAAUAUGGCAUACCUAAGAUAAUACGUUAAAAUAUAAGUAAAUUUAAAUAUUAAGUCUUUAUAUAGUUCACAUGUGUUACAUUCCAGCUUUUUGAGGUAAAUAAUAUGAUUUAAUAUAAUUAGUUAGCUUUGUUCUGAACUUGGCUUGAGUAAGAUACACGUAUAGUGUAUUCAAUUAUAGCUUAAUAUACGAUUUGUACUAGUCAUGUAUUUAUUUAAAAAUAACGUAAAACUAGGUACUAUAUGUUGUUUAGUUAAGAUUUAAAUAAUGCAAGGAAUUAUUCACUAACUAACCAAGAUAUUCAGUGGUCUAUAUGACAGUAUUACUAUUAUAUUAUAUUUUUCGUAAUAAAAACUACAAUGAUAGCUAUUAUGUAUGAGUAUUUUAAUAUUUAAAUAUGAAAAUUUUCAGUCAUACAAGUAUUUAUUUAUAUGUACUUGAUAAAAUAUGGUGGACAUUUUGUUUAUAUGGUAUUAAUAUUGGUCUUGCCAUAUUGUACACAGGUGUUUAUUGUGCUAUAAUAUAAUUUGCAACUUAAUUAUAUGUUUUGAACAUCUGAAUGUGUGCCUACAUGUAAAAAUACUUAGUAUAGAUAAAUUUAAAAUUAUUGUUAAGUAUAGAUCAAAGCGUUGUCACGAGCUUCUAGUUUGUACGAAUACAGAUAUUUUUCCUUUGUGGUGCACAAACCCUAUGAAUUGAUUAAAUUUAAUAAUAAUAUAAAUUGUAAUUAAUUAUAGUAAAAAAAAAUAGUAUUAAUUUUUUUUUUUUGUUAAGGUAAAUCAAAUUUAUAUCAGUAUUGUAAUACACAGGAGAGUAUUAAAAACGUAUGAGUACUAUUUAAAAUUGUGAUUUUUUUAUUCACAUAAUAUUAAAUUCAGAAUAUUAUCAAUGAAAAUGGUAAUUAAUAAUCAUUUCUAUAUAAAAUAUACCAUUUGUAUGUAUAUGAAGAUAAGUUAAAAUAAAUUUUGGUAUUGUGCCUUUGAAUAGGUUAAAUGUUUGUGCCUUUUAAUUUCUUGUCUAUGCAUAUUUGUACCUGAGGCUAUUUGUGAAAUGCUUUUCAAUCCACCCUUAACUAGUUUGAUGUUAGUGAUGUUGUAUUAGUAUAGGAAAAAAAAAAAACAGAAAAUAUACAUUAUAUCUAUUCAGGAAUAAAAUUGUGUUUGUAAAUGAAAAUUUUCUUUAUAUAUAUGUUUUUUCUUUCAUUGUAAUCAUGAUGUUCUAGCAUGAAAUGGACAAAUACUGUUAAUUUGUAUUCUAUGAUAAUUUUCUAUGAAUGAAAUGUGACCAUGUUGAGAAAUCAAAUUGAUUGUUACAAGAAUUGAAAUAUUCCAUGGAACGAAGACACAUUUAACAGUUAUAUAUAUAUAUAAUAAUAAGACAUUUUUUGUUAAAAAAAUAUUUCAAUAGUAAUAAUACAUUGGCUUUUCUUUCAUUUUGAUCUGAAAUUUGCUCAUUUUGUGAAAUUUUAAUACUAUUUGUCAGACAAUUAUUUGAUAUAUAUCAAAUGCAUGUUUAAAUGUUUUAUAACUAGUCAUUUUAUGGAUUUGCAUGUACUUAUUUGUAAUCAUGUUCGAGGCUAAUAAAAUUCUGUACAUUUAAUUAUAUGGAUUACUUAACAAUAUGCAAAACAUUCCAAUUUGUCAUGAAUUUGUUUUUUUUUUUUUAUUUAAUAAAUAAAGAUUUUUAACUUCA
This is a messenger RNA of Danaus plexippus (monarch butterfly), 5797 nucleotides long. It is a transcript of the gene ktub, whose product is annotated as protein king tubby. The record is from RefSeq and is a predicted model, not a curated record. Gene Ontology annotation, biological process: protein localization to cilium. Gene Ontology annotation, cellular component: cilium. Bases 156 to 1385 code for a protein of 409 amino acids. NCBI's taxonomy places the organism in Eukaryota, Metazoa, Arthropoda, Insecta, Lepidoptera, Nymphalidae. The transcript is spliced from 7 exons.